Messenger RNA from Penicillium manginii, 657 nucleotides. RefSeq names its product sugar O-acetyltransferase. The record is from RefSeq and is a predicted model, not a curated record. The transcript is spliced from 3 exons. NCBI's taxonomy places the organism in Eukaryota, Fungi, Ascomycota, Eurotiomycetes, Eurotiales, Aspergillaceae. Gene Ontology annotation, molecular function: acetyltransferase activity. Bases 1 to 657 code for a protein of 218 amino acids.
AUGGAGCAGAAUGCUCCGCGGGAAUGGUACCACGCCGGCGACGAGAUCCUACAAGAGAAUAGAACGCGCUGCAAAAAGGCGUGUGAAAAUUUCAAUGCAGCGACAUAUGCCUCUCGCCGCACCAAGGUGGGGCUCUGGAGGACGAUUGUUGGGGACACUCGUCCACUCCCUAUGGAAAUCUCGGAUCCAAAGGAAGAUGAGGCUCUAUUUGAAGAGACAGAUCCAUUUGUCGACGGCCCCGUCUCAAUAGAUCACGGCCUGAAUUUCAAGGUGGGAAAGGGAAGCUUCCUAAACUUCAAUCUCCUCGUUUUGGACACAUGUCUCAUCACAAUUGGCGAAAAUGUUCUUUUUGGUCCAAAUGUCAGCCUGUAUGGUGCAAUUCAUCCCAUGGAUCCAGCGGAACGUCGUGGACUUAAGGGACCAGAAGCAGGGAAGGAAAUUCACAUUGAGGAUGACGUUUGGAUUGGAGCCGGUGUCUCAAUUCUAGCUGGUGUGCGAGUUGGACGAGGCAGCACCGUAGGUGCUUGUUCGGUGGUCACCAAGGAUGUCCCCGCUUUUCAUUUUGUUGCUGGGAAUCCUGCUAGGGUUAUUCGACGAAUCGAGUCAACAAUGAACUCAGGCCCAGAUGAUAACGCAGCUGAGAAGCCAGAUGUUUGA